GAUGUUAUGGGUAUUGACGUUGCACCAGCUCAGCUCAGUAAUGGCAACGGUCUCAACACACCUUUAGUUAGUGUGUACACUCGGCGAUGGCUCGUCUUGGGUUCGUUCUGUUUGCUAUCGCUUAUGAACGGAAUGCAGUGGGUGCAGUACGCCAUCAUUUCAGACUCGGUUGCUAAGUUUUACGACGUCUCACCACAGGCGGUCGACUGGGCUUCCAUGAUUUACAUGCUGACGUACAUUCCGUUCAUUCUUCCCGCCUCGUGGAUGCUCGACAACAAGGGUCUUCGCUGUACCGUACUUCUGGCCGGCGCGUUAAACUGCCUGGCCUCCUGGGUGAAAGCUGCUUCGGGGCAGAGGGACCUGUACGCCGUCACCAUGGCUGGACAGACGCUGGCUGGCAUCACACAGGCCUUCAUACUGGCCGUGCCCUCGCGCCUGGCCGCCGUGUGGUUCGGUCCCGGAGAGGUUGCUACAGCUUGUGCUAUCGGCGUGUUCGGCAACCAGGUGGGUAACGCAGUCGGCUUUCUGGUUCCUCCACUUAUCGUGAGUGGGUACGAGACAAUGGACGACCUUGGCUUCCAGCUGCGCACUGUGUUCUAUGGAGUUGCCGGCGUUUCUACGUUUUCUCUUCUACUACUUCUGGCCGUGUUCCAGGACGCUCCACUGGUACCGCCAAGCAUAGCCCAGGCGCGUGUCUUAUCGUCUCGCACGGAUCGCUCGUCAAAUUGGGAACUCCUCCAGUCAAUGCGACGAAUGAUGCGAACGCCAGGAUUCGGACUUUUGGUUAUCUCGUACGGCAUUAGCGUUGGCGUUUAUUACGCCAUCAGUACCCUUCUAAACGCUCUCAUUAAGAGCGUGUUCAAGGCAGAGAACAGUACGGAUGCAGGUAACAUUGGCCUCCUGAUCGUAGUUGCUGGCCUUCUGGGCUCUUUGCUCUGCGGACUUCUACUGGACGUCACGCGGAAGUAUAAAGAAGUGACACUUAGUAUUUAUCUGCUCUCAUUUGGCGGGAUGAUUGCGUUUGCGGCAUCCUUUUACUCGUCUUCAAUAUGGAUGCUCUACAUUUCGGGCUCUUUCCUUGGGUUUUUUCUUACAGGAUAUCUUCCUUUAGGAUUUGAACUGGCUGCAGAGCUCACCUACCCAGAGCCCGAAGGCACUUCAGCCGGACUUCUUAACGUGUCUGCUCAGGUGUUCGGAUUAAUCUUUUCUGAGCUGUGUGGCCUGCCACUUGAGGUUGACAACGCAACGGGUGCUCACCUGUGGGUUAAUGCCUCUCUUUGUGCUGCCCUUUGCCUUGGGUCCGUCCUCACAGCUCUCGUGCCGGGCACACUGCGAAGGCAGGCCGCCCAGAGUUCCUGCAUGCCCCCCGAGAGCAGGUGAAGCUCUCUUCAUCGUAUUAUUUGUGUUUCGCAAUGGUAUUUUUUUCUGGACCUGAUUUGAUCAGGAUAUAAUGUACAGCUACAAAAAGACUAGCUACUAUGAUGACAGUAAAAGAAUACUUUUUGA
Molecule: messenger RNA, 1506 nt
Organism: Frankliniella occidentalis (western flower thrips)
Lineage: Eukaryota; Metazoa; Arthropoda; Insecta; Thysanoptera; Thripidae
Product: feline leukemia virus subgroup C receptor-related protein 1
Exons: 9
Coding region: 7-1380 (457 amino acids)
Biological process (GO): transmembrane transport; heme export
Cellular component (GO): membrane
Molecular function (GO): heme binding; heme transmembrane transporter activity
Source: RefSeq, a predicted model, not a curated record